UACGAUAACAAGACUGCAGGAAAGAGUGUCUUAUUUCGCGGAAACAUCGUUCCACGAACGGAAGUGAGACACUCAGUGAACCGUGAAGGAUUACAGCAUCAGGAGAAAAUUAAGUAUACAGUCAUGCCGAUGUCGUGUUCAGAUCCUUACUAUACUGAAUACACAUGUAAAGAUGGUUGUGUGCGUAGUUGUCCUGUUUCGUGCUAUAAUUGCUGCCAGAGGUAUUACUCGCAUAUUGUGAUGGCUUUUGCUGUCGCCAUGUCCAUUUUCGGCUUCGUUGACCUUAUUGUUGGAGGAAACCUAGCUUCUCGCUGCCCUGACGAUGGCGCACUAUAUGCUGCCUUCAUGUUAGCUCAAGGUGUCAUUUCCAUGAUCGAAGGAGUCAUGAUAUUCUACGUUAUUGCGCGUGCGCACGAAUACUCCCUCUUCCGAUCAGGACUUCCCACCUUCCAGUAUGCCUUUGUGAUGUAUGCCCUCACAGCUGUUAUAUACAUAAUUUCUCUGACUCUCAGUGGUCUUCAGCUGCAAGCAACGGAGGGUACAGUGGGGAACAGUUGCAAGGAUUAUCAUGGCUACAUAAUCUGGAGAUUCGUCUUCAACAUUCUUGUUCCGGUGUCGCCGAUCGCCCUGGUGAUAACCAUCUCAGCUAUAGUAUGCGCAUGCUCAGUCCUGGCUUGUCUUGGCGACUCCAGAGACGACAACCAAUGAUAUAGGGCGCUGGGUUAAAGACAAAUAGCAGACGUUUAAUGGAAGUGAGAUUGGAAGACCACCUGGAAAAUAAGAGAUUUAAAUUAUGUGAUGUUUUUCUAACUGAAUCAGAAAUAUAAUUUCGUUAUCUG
Molecule: messenger RNA, 839 nt
Organism: Ostrea edulis (European flat oyster)
Lineage: Eukaryota; Metazoa; Mollusca; Bivalvia; Ostreida; Ostreidae
Exons: 5
Coding region: 124-708 (194 amino acids)
Source: RefSeq, a predicted model, not a curated record